Messenger RNA from Anolis carolinensis (green anole), 920 nucleotides. It is a transcript of the gene cela3b, whose product is annotated as chymotrypsin like elastase 3B. The record is from RefSeq and is a predicted model, not a curated record. NCBI's taxonomy places the organism in Eukaryota, Metazoa, Chordata, Lepidosauria, Squamata, Anolidae. The transcript has 8 exons. Gene Ontology annotation, biological process: proteolysis. The coding region runs from base 8 to 823 and encodes 271 amino acids. Gene Ontology annotation, molecular function: serine-type endopeptidase activity.
UUGGGCCAUGAUGUGGACUCUCUUCCUCCCGCUUUUGCUGGCCGCCCAGGCCCUGGCCUGUGGGGUGCCGGCCUAUUCCCCACUCAGCAGAGUGGUCAACGGAGUGGACGCUGUGCCCUACAGCUGGCCCUGGCAGAUCUCCCUGCAGUACGAGAGCAACGGGGAAUAUUACCACACGUGUGGAGGCAGCCUCAUCGCCCCCGACUGGGUCAUGACCGCCGGGCACUGCAUCUCGUUUUCCCGCCGCUACAAAGUGGUCCUGGGCGAAUACGACCGGAGCAAAGACGAAGGUUCGGAGCAGCACAUUCCCAUCAACGCCGGCGACAUCCACGUCCAUCCCGGCUGGAACGGCAACUGCGUCUCGUGCGGGGAUGACAUUGCGCUGAUCAAGCUGUCCCGCAGCGCGGAGCUGAGCGACAAGGUGCAACUGGGGUGCCUCCCGCCCCACGGAGAGGUGCUCCCCAACGGCAGCCCCUGCUACGUCACCGGAUGGGGGCGCAUCUACACCGGGGGCCCCUUGCCCUCCAUCCUCCAGCAGGCCCUUUUGCCGGUGGUGGACCACGCGCACUGCUCACAGUCGGACUGGUGGGGCUCCACCGUGAAGGAGAGCAUGGUCUGCGCCGGAGGGGACAUCCGGGCCGGGUGCAACGGUGACUCUGGGGGACCCCUGAACUGCCAGGCGGCCGACGGCAGGUGGUACGUCCAUGGCAUCGCCAGCUUUGUCUCCGGCUUUGGCUGCAACACCUUGAAGAAGCCCACCGUCUUCACCCGGGUCUCAGCCUUCAAUGGCUGGAUCGAAGAGACAAUCCUCAGCCACUCGUGACCGAUUCCUCCUCCAUGAAAAGAUUAACGUCAUACGAAAGCAUCCUGAUUUUCAACUGGAAUAAUCAGAAAAAUAAAAAAAUUAUUGGUGGCUGAAA